This is a messenger RNA of Cladocopium goreaui, 1002 nucleotides long. NCBI's taxonomy places the organism in Eukaryota, Dinophyceae, Suessiales, Symbiodiniaceae. The record is from the annotation of a GenBank genome assembly.
AUGGCUGUCCGUUUUCGGCCGGUCAUUUUGGUAGGCAGGCGAGGCAGGCGUUGUUUGGCGACUGGGAGCCCAACCCCAACCGUUUCAAGGCGGCUCUUGAACUUGGCAUGGAGUGGUGUCCGUGGCACAUGCACUGCCAGUGGAGCAGUGGGUCUUUCAGCCUUCGGGUUGGUCAUAUGCCCGUAUGUGUCGCGGCGUGCUCCACUGGACGAAGCCAGCCGUGAGGCCCUUCAGGAGGACCUGGUGCAGAUUUCUGCCCUUGACAGUGGCGACCUGCUAACAGCGCAGGACAUUUGGUCUGCAAUUUCAGAGUUGCGGGCACCGGCUUUUUCCUUCCAUGAUCUCCAACGGCCAUUCUGCUUUAGCAUCUUCCAGCUCUUGGGUCGUUUUACCUUCGCCUGCUACUCUGAUGCCUCUGGGGUCAUGACGCUUCACGAGUUUCAGUGUGCUGUUCACAAAAUGGUGGACCUGGCCCUGGAACUUCACAGCCAAACAGCAGAGUCGACCGGCGAGGUUCGUGCUGCUGCUGUCCGAGAGCUCACCUCAAUUGUGGUGCCCGGCCUCUUCCGCGUGCUGGACUUUGAUCAAAGUGGUGACAUUGGCACUCACAAGUUCAUUCGCGGGGCAUUGCUCCUCCUAGCCACAGUUCAAGGUGCACCGCUGGACACUCCACAACUAGCAGACUUGGCCUUCCGCGUGGUUGAUGCAGAUGGGGACGGCCUAGUAACUGUCGCAGAACUGAAAAAGUGGGUGGCGCUGGCGCUCGAGCAUGAAGUAGUGGACAAAGAGCUUCAGUCAGAGGCACGGGGUCCUUUCGGUCUAUUUGGCGUCCGCAUGCUGACACCUGAGCAACUGGCAUCGAAAUGGCUUCGAGAAGCUGACGUGGAUCGAGAUGGCAAACUCCUGCCCGAUGAAUUUCAGAUUUUGGCACCCCGACUUCGAAUCCAUCGAGUUAUCGCCAGCAUGGCCGGGAGGUUUGCAGCUCGCCUUCCAGAGCAAUAG